This is a messenger RNA of Vidua chalybeata, 636 nucleotides long. Its product is annotated as serine/arginine repetitive matrix protein 1-like. NCBI's taxonomy places the organism in Eukaryota, Metazoa, Chordata, Aves, Passeriformes, Viduidae. The coding region runs from base 1 to 636 and encodes 211 amino acids. The record is from RefSeq and is a predicted model, not a curated record. The transcript has a single exon.
AUGGAGAGGACCCCAAGCUUCAACCUGACGGGCCGGGUGCUCUCGGCGGGUAGGUGCCCUUUCCCCCCGUGCCCCAGCAGCAGCGGGGUCAGCGCCCCCCACCCGCCGCCCGCUCCUUCCACCGCCAGACCCUCGGUCAGCGCCGGCCCCGCCGGCCCGGGGGCACGGCAGCGCGUCCCGAGACCGCGAAGCAGCAGCGGGGGCGCGGACAGCCCCGGGCGGACACGGUGUCCCCGCUGCCCCGCCGAACGCCACCGCAAGGGCCCUCUGCGCCGCCGCCGCCCCGAGCGCUCCCGACGGGAAUCGCCGCACCGCUCCCCGCGCCCGGGACGCGCCGCAGACAGCGCGCAUCCCUCGGCCCGGCCCCGGCGCUCCCCGCCUGCCCCCCUCACGCCCCCGCCGCCGCCGCCCUUCCUCCCCGGGCUCCCCGGCCCGCCCAGGCUCCUCCUCCUCCUUUCUCUCAGCGCACCCUCCCUCCCUUCCUCACGCCCUCCCUCCCGCCGCCGGCGCCCGCAGCCCCUGGCCGGACUUUGCUUUCGCUCCUCCAUCUCCCGUCGGCGCUGCCGUGGCCCCCGCCCCGCCCGCCGCGUCCGGCCGUGCCGGGGCAGCCGGGCCAGGGGCGGCCCGGGGCUAUGA